AUGUCGCACGAAAUGUCCCACCUCGGCCCUCGGGCCUUCAACCACGACCAGAGCAGCGACGCCGAGGCUGAGUACGACCGACUCCGCGACCUGGCCCGCCAGGAAGCCUCGAAGCGCGGUUCCUGUUUCCAGAGGUCGCAGGAAGCGUACUCGAACGGUGAUGGCGCUGGCGCUAAGCAGUACUCCGAGGAGGGAAAGGCGCAUGGGCGCAAGAUGGAGGAAUAUAACAGACAGGCGUCUGAGUUUAUUUUCCGGGAGAACAAUGCCAGCGGACGUGUAGCGGCCGAUACGAUUGAUUUGCAUGGACAGUUUGUUGAGGAGGCGGAGGAGAUUUUGGAGGAGCGCAUUAAAUAUGCGAAGGCGCAUGGUCAAACUCAUUUGCAUGUUAUCGUGGGUAAGGGUCACCACUCUGCAGGCCAUAUCCAAAAGAUCAAGCCACGCGUCGAAAAAGUCUGUGAUGAGUUGGGCUUGAAGCAUUCGAUUGAGGAGAACGCUGGUCGUAUCUACGUGAACUUGACUGGUGGUGAGGCUGUCAUGCCUGAGUACCCGCAACACCAACAGUACCCCCAGCACCAGCAGCACCAGCAGCACGGCUACCCUGGUGGUCAGCAACAGCACCAGCAGCAACAGCAACAACAGCCGGAUGAGAUUGAGCAGGUUGUCAAUGCUGUGUUGCCGAAGAUCAUGCGGAAGUUGGAGAAGGCUUGCUGUGUGGUUAUGUAA
This is a messenger RNA of Penicillium longicatenatum, 723 nucleotides long. Its product is annotated as Smr domain-containing protein. The coding region runs from base 1 to 723 and encodes 240 amino acids. The transcript has 4 exons. The record is from RefSeq and is a predicted model, not a curated record. Lineage: Eukaryota; Fungi; Ascomycota; Eurotiomycetes; Eurotiales; Aspergillaceae.